Messenger RNA from Caenorhabditis elegans, 779 nucleotides. It is a transcript of the gene cfap-20, whose product is annotated as Cilia- and flagella-associated protein 20. The coding region runs from base 33 to 644 and encodes 203 amino acids. The record is from RefSeq and is marked reviewed. Gene Ontology annotation, cellular component: axoneme; nucleus; centriole. The transcript has 4 exons. NCBI's taxonomy places the organism in Eukaryota, Metazoa, Nematoda, Chromadorea, Rhabditida, Rhabditidae.
UUUGCAGUACCAGCCAGCAGCAACAGGUGAAAAUGUUUCAUAACACGUUCCAAAGUGGAUUGCUCUCUGUUCUCUACAGUAUUGGAAGUAAACCUCUGCAGAUUUGGGAUACACAGAUCAAAAAUGGACAUGUAAAACGAAUAACUGACGAAGAAAUUCAAUCUCUUGUUCUUGAAAUAAUGGGAAAUAAUAUCAGUACAGCAUUCAUCAGUUGCCCAGUUGAUCCAGAUAAAACCCUCGGAAUAAAACUUCCAUUUUUCGUGAUGGUCGUGAAAAAUAUGAAUAAAUAUUUCUCGUUUGAAGUUCAAAUUAUUGAUGAUAAGAAGAUCAAGAGAAGAUUCCGUGCGUCAAAUUAUCAAUCAGCGACAAGAGUUAAACCAUUUAUUUGUACAAUGCCAAUGAGAAUGGAUGAAGGAUGGAAUCAAAUUCAAUUUAAUCUCAGUGAUUUUGUGAAGCGUGCAUAUGGAACAAAUUACGUCGAGACUUUGAGAAUUCAAAUUCACGCAAACUGCCGUAUUCGUCGUGUCUACUUUGCCGAUCGUCUGUACACUGAAGAUGAAUUGCCAGCUGAAUUCAAGUUAUAUCUGCCGAUUCGUGGACAACUAUCAACACAAUCACCUGCAUUCGCAAUGACUUCUGAAUAAUUUUAAUUUUAUUAAGAUCUCUCUUUCUUUUUUCGAUUCUCCUGAUAUAUUAAUAUUCUCACAUAUUUCUUUUAUUUUACUUUUGUAACCAUGUGAUUUUCGUUUUCAGAAAAUAAAUAAAAUAUUUUUCGAAAA